This is a messenger RNA of Emiliania huxleyi CCMP1516, 1146 nucleotides long. RefSeq lists its product as hypothetical. The coding region runs from base 1 to 1146 and encodes 381 amino acids. Lineage: Eukaryota; Haptophyta; Isochrysidales; Noelaerhabdaceae. The record is from RefSeq and is a predicted model, not a curated record. The transcript has 3 exons.
AUGAUCUACCUGACGGCAGAGGCCAGCGCCGUGCACUUUCCCGCCCUCGGCCGAACCGAGCGGCCAGGAACGGGGUCGCUGCUGACUUGGCGCAGCGUCGACGAGGAGGGUCGUCGGCUGCCCGCGUCCGCGCACGCUGUGAGCGAGCACCCUGCCAGCGCGUCGCAGCCGCGCAUCGCGGUCUCGAUUCCCAUCCUCAGGGAUGCGGGCGGCGCUGCGGUGAUGGCCCCACUGCACUUUGGAGGCUGCCGCCGCCGGCUUUCGGAAGGCGACGCUGACUGUGAUGAUGGUGCUGGCGUGCACGGCGACCCGCACCUGACCCUCGCGCACGGGGGCGUCGCUGAUUUCCGAGGCCGGGACGGCAAGUUCUGGAACUUCCUCAGCGCCGCCAAUGUGAGCGUCAACCUGAUGACUCAGGACGGGAGUCCCUUUUACGACGGCGUCUUUGCGAUGCACGGCGCGACGGUGAAUGGCAGCUGGCUGACCGAGGCCCACGUUUUUGCCAUCACGUCGGCGGGCCCGCUGCAGCUGUCGUAUUUUGCGUGGAAAAUCUCCGCCGACAGUCUCAUCGGCUGGUCCAACGGCACUUGCGGCGGCCGUCCCUUCAAGCUGAUUGGCUGGGCGGUCACUCCCCGCAGGGACGGGCCGCGGAACCGGCAGCUGUGCGGCGAGGCGCUGCUGCAGUCCGACUACUCGAGUGUGAAGAUUGCGUUGCCCGAGUGGAACAUCACGAUCGCGCCCAAGGCGGUCCGUCUCGACGUGCAAUUUUCCCUCCUCGUCCCGGAGAGGAGCCUGCGCGUGGCACCGCACGGAAUCGUCGGCCAGUCCUUUGAUGGCAGCGGCGUCGCCGUCGAUGGCGCGCGCGACCCGGCACCCCUCCCCGGCCAGAACCUCACGACCACGGCGAUGGCGGAGGGCGCUAUCGAAGGCUCGUGGGAGGACUACCUGAUGGCCUCGCGAUUCGAGACCGCCUACAAGUUCUCGCGGCUCGGCUUGGCCGAGGCGCCAGCCCGCGACAUCGCCACGCUGACGGGGCGCCGCUUCGCGUCGGCGGCGGCGGACGCCGGGCACACCACCGCGACGGUGUCGAUCGAGGGGGGGGACGAGGCGACCAAAUCGUACCGUCGGCUCGCCGAGUUGAACUAG